AUGGUUAAAUAUUGGAUAGCUGUUGUUUCCAAACAACAUGUAAAUUUAGGUGUUAGUGGAGGAUUCUGUCAGGUUUGUCACGGUAAGAGAUCACCUUUACCAAAAAUGAAAUGCGGCGAUUGGCUGGUAUAUUAUUCUCCUAGAGAAUCGAUGGAUAUCAAGUCAAAAGAAAUAAAGAGUUUUACAUCAAUAGGUCAGAUGGCAGAUGAAGAAAUCUAUUCUUUCCGAAUGUCUGAGAGCUUCGUUCCAUUUAGAAGAAAUGUAAACUAUGUCCCAUCUACACCUACUCCUAUUAGACCGCUUCUACCUCUACUAUCAUUCACCAAAGAUCGUCAAGACAAAUGGGGAAUGAUUUUUAGAAAUGGUCUAUUUGAAAUUUCACAAGAUGACUUUGAACUUAUUCAUUCUAAAAUGACAAGUUAA
This is a messenger RNA of Heterostelium album PN500, 423 nucleotides long. RefSeq names its product EVE domain-containing protein. Bases 1 to 423 code for a protein of 140 amino acids. Lineage: Eukaryota; Evosea; Eumycetozoa; Acytosteliales; Acytosteliaceae. The record is from RefSeq and is a predicted model, not a curated record. The transcript has a single exon.